Molecule: messenger RNA, 1143 nt
Organism: Brassica napus (rape)
Lineage: Eukaryota; Viridiplantae; Streptophyta; Magnoliopsida; Brassicales; Brassicaceae
Exons: 1
Coding region: 48-1091 (347 amino acids)
Molecular function (GO): nucleic acid binding; zinc ion binding
Source: RefSeq, a predicted model, not a curated record
AAAAAUUGGAAGUUUCAAGUUGCCAUAACUAUAAUAUAUAGUUAACAAUGAUAAUGACGGCUAGGGUUUCGAGUGGCGAUUUUAGGGUUUUGGGCGUGGAAGCACAAGACGCUACCAUGGAAGACAUCGGAGAGAAGGGGAGGCCACCAGGAGAUCCGCCUGACGCUCCAGGCUCUUGGGUGAGGAAAGUUGUAGGGUGUAAUGAAGGAGGGAUGCCGGUGCCGGAGGAAGUGGUGGAUGCAGAGUUUGUGGAGUCGAGACUGCGAUUAGAGUUCCCGAACGGAGAGGAUGGAGAGCCAGUUAUAACAAUAGGAGAAGAAGUACUGACGGCUAUGAACAGUCUGUGGAAGAGAUGCAUGAUUGUUAGGGUUUUGGGGAGGAACGUUCCUUUGUUGAGUCUAACUCGAAAGCUGAAGGAGUUGUGGAAGCCGAAUGGAUCGAUGUUUGUCAUGGACCUACCUAGGAACUUCUUUAUGGUGCGCUUUGAGUCAGAAGAGGAGUACAUGAAUGCUUUAUCGGGUGGCCCAUGGAGGGCGUUUGGGAGCUAUCUUAUGGUACAAGCAUGGACCCCUGAUUUUGAUCCAUUGAGAGAUGAGAUUGUUACUACGCCGGUUUGGGUUCGCUUGUCACAUAUUCCAGUCAACUUCUACCACAAGACGAUAUUGAUGGGUAUAGCUAAGGGGUUGGGGCGACCGAUAAAGGUUGACUUGACGACUUUGAAAUUCGAAAGAGCGAGAUUUGCGAGAAUAUGUGUUGAGGUGAAUCUCAAUAAGCCUUUAAAAGGGACAGUGAUGAUCAAUGGCGAGAGAUAUUGUGUAUCGUAUGAAGGGAUUUCAACGAUCUGCUCAACAUGCGGUAUGUAUGGACACUUAGCUCAUGCAUGCCCACGAAAGAUGGUGGAGAGAGCUCUAGCUACUGUGCCUACUCCAGUGACCACAACGCAGGAGAUGGGAGAUGCAAGGAUGGAGGUGGAAUUUACUGAAGUGAGACUGGCGAGGAAAAAGUCAGAGCAACAAAGAUCAGUAGGAGGUUCCAUGCGUAAUGAUGAUGGAAGGGACAGCGUGGGAGGCAAGUUAACGGGGGGGGAAUAGAACAAGAGAAGCACGUAAUGGAAGUGCGGUGGAGAGAAUAAGCGUGUCAAAU